Messenger RNA from Coregonus clupeaformis (lake whitefish), 3181 nucleotides. Its product is annotated as ubiquitin-conjugating enzyme E2 S. The record is from RefSeq and is a predicted model, not a curated record. The transcript is spliced from 4 exons. The coding region runs from base 474 to 1160 and encodes 228 amino acids. Lineage: Eukaryota; Metazoa; Chordata; Actinopteri; Salmoniformes; Salmonidae.
UUCAUUUGGGAGAUCGUAGUUUUGUUCCGUGUCAACGAAAAUAGUAGCUAGCUAGCUACUCUAGCACUUGGCCACCGCAUAACUUUAGCUAAAAACACUUUAUUCCAGUAGCUCGCGUCCCUUCACUGCAUACGUUAUUUACCCCCAACAAGCAGGCUGUUUUUAGCAAAAUAACGAACUGGAGUUUACUUGCUAUAAGUGUAUCGGAACUUUUGAGGAGAAGCAUUUCAGCUAGCAAGCUGCAGCUGGAUAACGCGUUAGCAUAACUUGAUCGCUUGCUUGGCCAGUCGAGAUCUAAAUAGUCGUUAAUAACUGCAUCUAUUCACUAAUUUGAGGUGUCGUGGACCACUUUCUCGUCAAUCAAACAUAAGCUGCAAACAUUUAUUAGUUGCUAGCUACCGUUACUAUUUCGACGAGGAUCACUGAGAGCUAGCUAGCCCCAGUCACCUGAAUACUAUUAUUUUUCUGAAGACAUGAACUCCAAUGUAGAGAACUUGCCGCCCCAGGUUCUGCGUCUGGUGUACAAAGAGGUGUCUGCACUAGCUGCAGAUCCCCCUGAGGGCAUCAAGAUCUACCCCAGCGAAGAAGACAUCACAGAACUCCAUACAGCCAUCGAGGGACCAGAAGGAACCCCGUUUGCCGGGGGUGUUUUCCGAAUGCGCCUGGUUUUGGGGAAGGACUUCCCUGCUGCACCUCCGAAGGGCUACUUCCUAACCAAGAUCUUCCACCCAAAUGUGGGCCACAAGGGAGAGAUCUGUGUCAACGUCCUGAAGAGGGACUGGAGGGCAGAGCUGGGACUCAGACAUGUAUUACUGACUAUCAAGUGCCUUAUGAUCCAUCCCAACCCUGAGUCGGCUCUCAACGAGGAGGCAGGGCGUCUGCUCCUAGAGGACUAUACAGAGUAUGCGUCCCGUGCUCGCCUCCUCACUGAGAUCCAUGCCAUGGGGGGGCACGGAGGGACGUCGGGGGUGCCUCAGGACCCCGCCGAUGGCCCCCAGCCCAAAAAACACGCAGGGGACCCUACCAAGAGGGCGAUUGGGCCAGGGGUUGCCCCUUCUGCAGCUCUGGGUAACGGAGCCAAUGGAAGCAGUAGUAGCAGCAAUAGUAAUGUUGUAGGGAAGAAGAAAACGGAUAAAAAGCGAGCGUUGAGGCGACUCUAAUGCUGCUAGGAGACUUCUCAGUGUGUGUGUGUGUGUGUGUGUGUGUGUGUGUGUGUGUAUAUAUAAAUAUUGAAGUGAGCAGACUGCUUUUUUGUUCCACUCUCCCUGACUCUUUCUAUCCCCCUGACUCAGUACUGUCCCUUUUGUACUCAUUGCAUCUUGUAUCCCUGUUCAUUCCUUAUUGCCAUAUAUUCUCCUCCCAAUCUCCUGUGGAUAAAUCCAUUUGCAUUCAAUCACUUUUUGACUGCACCCCAUUUUGAUUUUAAUGAAACCUUCCAUUCAUAUUUGCCCAUUGUAGAAGUGCUCAGAAAGUGACUUUUUUGACCUGAAUGCCAAAACAUGCAAGAGAUACGUGCUCAUAUUUGACUCCUUUUGCAUACCCGCACCAUACAAUGACAUCCAUGUCUUCAUCACUGGAAAAGAUAAUCGGUUGAGAUUUGAUAAAAUUUUAAAGCUUGCAAACAGGGUUGUCGGACUUCUUAAUAAUUUAUUGGGGGAAAAAAAAUGUUUUGUAAUAAGUAUUUUUUUAUUUUUUAAAAAUAUUCAAAAAAAUGUGACAUGGAUGUCUCAUGGUAAGGUGGGGUAUGCAAAAUGUUUUGGCAUUCAGGUCCAAAAAGUCACCUUCUGACCACUUUUUCCGUGGGCCAACAUGUAUGGAAAGUUUUGUUUAAAACAAAAGGGAUGUUGUCAAAAAGUGAUUGAUUCAAAUGGAUUUACCGCUGUGUGUUAGUAAGGAACCAUGGAGAGAACUAUCAUGAUCUAAGAAUGGUUUUAUUGUGUUUCACACACAGCACUAGUGAUUGUGUGUGUAUGUCAUGCAGUAGCAAACAGUAGCAACCCUGCUCAAGAUUGUUUUGGCUUCAGUCUGACUCAUCUCCCCUAUCUGAAAUUAUGCUUCUUUCUGUUCAGUGUUCACUAAACAAAAUGUCUUAGAUAUUUUGCAGGAACAGAAAAUGCCUCUUUCUAUCCCCAAAUUGCCCCCCCCCCCCCUUUCUUGACAUGGCUCCUGAUGCUGAAAUGGUACUGUGUACUGCCCAGCUAGCCUCGUGUUGGGAAACUGCUAAGAUGUUUUGUCAUGUCUGAGUUUAGUUACCUUAUACGAAAUCAGGUUGUCGUGCUUGAAUAGCAGGAAGGGAGUAAGGGUGGAGGACUUAUUAGAAGAUUAUUCUACUUUUUUGGUUCAUAGUGUAACAAAACACGAUGAUGGUCAUUCAUUGGGUGGUCAAAUGAGGAAGCAACAAUGAGCAGUUUUCCUAGAAAAUGUUUGUCUAGUAGUGAUUGAAAUGAGAGGGACACGAAGGGAGCAACAUUUGGUCUGAUUAUUACUUUUAAAAAUGUAUUUCACCCCUUUUUUUGUACACGUUUCUCCCCCUGUAUGACUUCUGUUUCUACGUUUUUACAUAACUGUCAUUGUUUUGUUUGUUCUUUCAUUGUCCAGUAUUUGCAAGAGUGGUUUUAAAGUGACAUGCCUAUAUUCAGACGUCUUGGUGCGUGUAUGGAGAAGUAGAUUAUUGGCCAUACAGGAGUAGGUUAGGGUGCAGGAUUGUGCAUAUCAUGGAUUAUUCAUUAUAUCCCAUAUAUAAUUAUGGAUCUUUUUUUUAAUGGUCAUAGCUGCACAUCUGGUCUUUAGUACUAAUUUGCCAAAUAUUUUGAUUUGUAUGGAUCAAAUACCUGCUCCGGUCAUAUGCACUAUCCAGCGCCUAUCCUGUUCCCAUAUGGGCCAUAUUUGGAAAAACAAUGUAUUUCUCAACAGGGAAGCCUCAACAGAUUUGGUAAAAAGGAACUCCCCACUCGAUGCGCUCAUCUGGCUGCGUUUCCUGGGCAUGUUUUCUCCCUCAGUUCUAAAUGCAUGUUGGCGCCUACAUUUCCCAGGGAAACACUCAACUGUUGUCUUUUACUUAGGUGGGAAAAGGUGCCUGGGAAACAGUCAUUGUGCGAAACUUAACGGGUGGGUAUUUUUGUGUCCAUUUUAAGUUAUUUAAAUUAAUAAAUGAGAAUUAUUUGGGGAAAAAAGUGAAAAA